Hemicordylus capensis (graceful crag lizard) is the source of this 4165-nucleotide messenger RNA. It is a transcript of the gene KIF18A, whose product is annotated as kinesin family member 18A. The record is from RefSeq and is a predicted model, not a curated record. Bases 358 to 3108 code for a protein of 916 amino acids. Gene Ontology annotation, biological process: microtubule-based movement. Gene Ontology annotation, molecular function: ATP binding; microtubule motor activity; microtubule binding. The transcript has 17 exons. Lineage: Eukaryota; Metazoa; Chordata; Lepidosauria; Squamata; Cordylidae.
CUGAAUGAGACUGCCGUUAAAACAUGCGAUCUGGUUGCAAUCUAAAAGUACAAGUAUAAGGAGUAAAGUCUUCUUGAGCUCAGUGACUCCUGCUUGAGUAAACUUGCUUAGGAUUACGUUGUAUGAUCGUAGCCAAGUAGUCUCAGCAAUAUACAUUUGAACACGAAGACAAGAAUUGUUACUGUCUUGUCUGUGAUAAGGUGGUUUGUGUAGCAAGCUGGCAUUCCAAGGAAACGCUAGAACAAUGAAGUCUAGAAGACCUCAUUCCUCUGACCGGAUUGAGUUGUUCCCAUUGACAGGGAGGAACUCCAUUUAUUUUGUAUGACACAUACUUGACAGAUAAUUUAACUGCUCUUCAUGAUGUCUGCUGCUGUCCAAGAAGAUGUCUGCAAUCAUGUGAAGGUAGUGGUUCGUGUCCGUCCAGAGAGUCAAAAAGAACGAGAGCGCAACUUCAGCAAAGUGCUUCAGGUUGUCGAUAAGCAUAUGUUGGUUUUUGAUCCCAAAGUGGAGGAAGUCAGUUUCUUUCAUGGAAAGAAACUUCCAUAUCGGGAUCUUAACAAAAGACAGAACAAGGAUCUCAAAUUCAUGUUUGAUGCUGUAUUUGAUGAAAAUGCUUCACAGCUGGAGGUUUUUGAGUGCACUACGAAAAUAGUUUUGGAUGGCUUUUUAAAUGGAUAUAAUUGCACAGUGCUUGCUUAUGGUGCAACUGGGGCAGGAAAAACUCAUACAAUGUUGGGCUCACCUGAAGAUCCUGGUGUAAUGUACCUCACCAUGAUGGAGCUUUACAAUUCAAUGGAUCGGAUGAAAGAGGAGGUGCAUUGUGCUAUUGCAGUUUCAUACCUGGAGGUCUACAAUGAGCAGAUACGUGACUUACUAGUAAAUUCAGGACCACUGGCUGUACGUGAAGAUCCUCAGAAAGGAGUACUGGUUCAUGGACUAACUUUACAUCAGCCUAAAUCUGCUGAGGAGAUCUUGCAAAUGUUGGAUUAUGGAAACAAAAACAGAACACAACAUCCCACUGAUGUGAAUGCCUCCUCAUCUCGGUCCCAUGCUGUCUUUCAGAUUUAUUUGAGGCAACAAGAUAAGACAGCAAGCAUCAAUCAAAAUGUCCGUAUUGCCAAAAUGUGUCUCAUUGACCUGGCAGGGUCCGAACGUGCCAGUGCUACCAAGUCCAAAGGAGCUCGCUUUAGAGAAGGGGCCAAUAUUAACCGCUCACUGCUAGCUCUAGGAAAUGUCAUUAAUGCUCUGGCAGACCCAAAGAGAAAGAAGCAGCACAUUCCUUAUCGGAACAGCAAGCUUACUCGUUUACUGAAGGAUUCUCUUGGAGGAAAUUGUCGUACUAUAAUUAUAGCAGCUGUUAGCCCUUCUUCUAUGUUCUAUGAUGACACAUAUAACACUCUUAAGUAUGCCAACCGAGCCAAGGACAUUAAAUCCUCUCUGAAGAGCAACGUUGUGAGUCUGGACAGCCAUAUAAGCCAAUAUGUUAAGAUUUGCGAAGAACAAAAAAAAGAGAUCAUAGUGUUGAAAGAGAAACUGAGAGCCUAUGAGAUGAAGAAAGCGGCCAUUCCUGAGAAUUGUGCACUUACAAAUCAACAACAGGUGGAGAUACCAAGGUUCAGAGAAAUUUUGAAAUGUGUGUUUGCAAAUCGAGAGGAAAUCAGGACAGAAUAUCUCAAAUUGGAACUUCGACUUAAACAAAAUGUCCUGAAAACCCAUUAUCAAAAAUAUUGCCACGAACAAAUUGAAGUGAUGUGUUCUCCACAGAGACUAGAAAAGGCAACUGACAAACGAGAUCACCGGCUCGCUUUACUUAAAACCCGUCGUCUGCAAAUGGAGAACAAAAAGGAGGAGGAGAUGAAACACUUUGAGGAGAAUACUAAUUGGUUACAUCGGGUAGAAAAUGAAAUGCGCCUCCUAGGUCAAGAUGGCCACAUUCCUCAGGAGCUCUGCAGAGAUCUAAAAUCCUGUCAUUUGAAGUUGGAAGUUAAAGAUUUGAAAACUCAAAUUGAAUACAUGCGGACUCUAGCAUCCCUCCAAGAACAGCAACAUAAACAGACAGAAAAAAUACUAAGUGCUUCACUUCUAGUUCUAAGAAAGCAGUAUGUAACUCUGAAAAAUGCAGGGUUAGCAAAUGGUGUCAUUGAGGAUGACUUCAAGGAAUUUGAGCAGCUGAUGCAGAGAGAGAAAGCUGUCGUUUGGGCUGACCAGAUGGCUGAAGAAGAACCAAAACAAAAUGAACAGCCAACUCUGUCUGAUAUCAUGGCAUUUCCACAACUUGUGAGCAAUCGGAACACUCCUUGCUGUACACCUUCAAGUAUGUUUUCAAGCAAAGUCAAGGCAAGCAUACAACAUGAGACAGACUAUGGAGUCCCUCCUGUCAAAAGAACAAGGCGGAAGUUGAUGGACUCUCCCCUGACAAUGCAAAGCCCUGAACGAUCCAGCCAGUCAAGCCCUAAUAAUGUGGCAGAUUCUCUCAGCAAAGCAUUCCGUCCCAUUGUGUGCACACCGGAGAACAGCAGAAAGCCUAAAGAGACCCUGUGUAUAGAGACUCUGGUAAAGCAACCAUCGCAUACACCAGUCUUCCAGGAAACAAGCAGUUUUACAGUAGGAAUUCAGGAGCCAUUAAAGCAGGAGAGCCAAAAGUAUAUGAUACAUAACAUGCCUCCAGACUGUCAUAUGAACUCAACAAUUACUCUUUAUGAAAACAGCACAAAUGGUACAGAUUACCCUUCUUCAGAUGCAUCUGAAAACACAUCUCAGUCUUCCAGCAGCAGCAGUUUUUUACAAAGACUUGGCUUGCCUUCAAAACACCCAGGUCCCACACAUGAGAGGCCAUCUUAUAUGGCAAUGACAUCUGCUGCUGAAAGAAAAAGGAAGUUAUUAAGCUCGAUAUCGAAUAGUGAGAAUCUGCAAGAACAUGUGGCUGCAAAACGUAUAAGACAAGACAGCUCGAAAAGUAAUAAACCUCUAAGAGUACCCAAAGCAACAGGAGAUAAAACAAGAAGCUGGACGCAACAUGAUGUGCUCAGAAAACAUCUCAGAAACCAUCCCAAGGAAAAUUCAGCAAUAGAUAUAAAACUGAGAACAUCAAAAAAGCAUUUUAAAUGACACAUGUAACUUGAAAUCAAACGUUGAUUUUUACAGAUUUUUAAUUUAUUAGUAAGGAGGGAAAAGUGAAUUUUCCAUCUCUCUUCUGUUUUGCUCUUAUCUUUGCUUGUACUUUUUCUUCUUGAGAAAAUCUAGGACAAUGAAACUAUACUUCAAUAGAUAUUUCAAAUCUAAUUAGCCAAUUUAGUUUACAAAAAAUGUAAUGUUCAUACCUGGACCACAUUUUAAUAUUAAUUGGCUCUUAAUAUAGAAUUGGAAAUCUCAUUGGACUUGGAAUACGCAUCUCUGCCCUGCAAUCUGCAUCAAUGAAACAAUAUCUUACAAAAAGAUUAUAAUUUUUUUUUUUUAAUUGUGGGUCCCCUUUUUUUCAGGUUUCUUGGUUUGUUUUUUUGUUUUUGUUUUUACAGGUGAUUUGAUGCCUAAAGUUUAGAUCUGAUGUUCAUUUAAGAGGGGGGCAGGAUGAACAUGACCCAUCCCCAACUGCCUUCAUCCCAUUUUUGGAGAUGAUCACCAUUGGAUGGUACUGGGCACUGUUUCCCAACUUCUCACUUAGAGCACAAGUGCCCUGUUUCCUAUGGGCCUGAAAAGCAACAAUGCACCAGAUUCCUCAAUAGAAGAAAUCUCUAUGGAAGGAAGAAAUGUUUGAUGAGGUGGUGUGAAGACUCAUUUCACCUUAAUCAUUGGACACACUGCAGUAUGCCUAUAGCAGGGAUCCCUAUGGAGUUCUCCCAUAUAUGCAUAGCUGUGAACUACAUAUGUGAGGGAUGGUUUGUGCUAUGGAUUUCAGUAUUUCCUAGGGGCUUUUUUACUGAGACUCCUGUGCUUACCAAACUUCCCAUUUCUUGCUAAAAAAUGAAGUAAAUGUCCACUCAAUUCAUACAGUCUCUCAAACCAUUAAAAUGUCAAAUCCUUUUUUAUUUGCUCACAUGCCACUGAGGAUUUGAAAUAAUUACUUGAUGUAUUUGUAAUCGUAGUAUAUAGCUUUGAGGUUUUUACCUAACUUCCUGAGCAAUUUGAAAUUAGGUCAGUUGUGAAUAAAGUUUUAACUGUCAACCAA